Sparassis crispa is the source of this 237-nucleotide messenger RNA. RefSeq lists its product as hypothetical. The coding region runs from base 1 to 237 and encodes 78 amino acids. The record is from RefSeq and is a predicted model, not a curated record. Lineage: Eukaryota; Fungi; Basidiomycota; Agaricomycetes; Polyporales; Sparassidaceae. The transcript is spliced from 2 exons.
AUGGAGAGUUCCCACCAGUACCGCACGUCCGCGUUCUCGAAGGUUGCCUGGAGCUGCUGCUCGGGGAUGAUUGAACCCGAACGACCGCUGUCUGUACACCUCGACCACGUAACCCCCUUCACUGAAAUGGCUCUUAGCAGCAUUUCGCUGUCGAGCAAGGCAGUCGCCGGGUUCUAUGCACCUGCAAUGAGUGCAAAGCAACCGAUACCCGUGGAGAAGGCACCAAGCUUAAGAUGA